UGUGUAUACGCGCGCGUACUACGUACGUGCACAGACAAAGCGCUGAAGAGAAACACCGUUCACUGUUGUGGUAAUCGGCGUUCCCGAGCAUUAAGUUUACUCUUUAAAAAAUCGCCAAAUUUCAAGGUAUUAGAAGAAACAUUACCAGUGGGACAUUUUGAACGGAUUUCCCGACCAAAAUGGGGGUAGUAGACAAGAACAGCAAUUCUAACUCUGAACAUAAUCAUCGUUCGAAUGGAUCAAAUUCCGGGGGUGCCAACUCAAAUGGUCACCCGUCGGAGGAAAGCGGGACGAGUAGCUCUGGAGAAGAUGAUAAUGAGCCCGGAAUGCGUGUUGGUUCUGAAUAUCAAGCUACUGUUCCCGAACUCCAACCUGAUGUUCCUGUCGGUCGCCGUGGAGACAGCAGGCCAGAGGCUCUGCUUGUGUGGACGCCGAGCCCGGAAAUUCCAGAUCCAAAAUUGGAUGAGUACAUCAGCGUGGCUAAGGAGAAGUUUGGCUACAAUACCGAACAGGCAUUAGGCAUGCUCUUCUGGCACAAGCACAGUGUUGAGAAGUCUCUAGCAGACCUGCCCAACUUCACACCGUUCCCUGAUGAAUGGACAGUGGAAGACAGGGUCCUCUUUGAGCAGGCUUUCAGCUUCCAUGGCAAGAGUUUCCAUCGUAUCAGGCAAAUGCUGCCUGACAAGUCCAUUAGCAGCCUGGUCAGGUAUUAUUACCAAUGGAAGAAGACACGAACACGCACCAGUCUCAUGGACAAGAAGAUUGGCAAAUCUUCAGCAGCCCCCACUACUCUGAAAGAAGGAGGAACUGGAGGAGGAGACGAAGAGCCUCCUAAAGAAGCGGAACCAGCAGAGAGUAUGGAGACUGAUAAACCUGCUGAAGCUGUCAAGGAUGCAGCAGGAGGGACUUCAAGUAAGAGUGUGUGUGGUAACUGUGCUAGUUCAGUCACUCAGCUGCAUACUACACCUAAAGGACAGUUAUGUAAUGCCUGCUACAGCUACUGGAGACGCACAGGCGUGAUGCGGACCCACGUGGGCCCGGUGAGAAACGAGAUCCAGACCCACCAUCGCCAUCACCCCAUGAGGAUGAAGAAGAAGCCUCCACGAGGGAUGUACGUGGAUCGUGAUGACCUCCUUGCCAUGGCAACCACACAGGCCGAUGCCAUCUUCAAGGGCCUGGAUGCAGACAUUGUUAAUCUAAAACGCCAGCUCCAGGGCAACAAACAAAUGGUAGGUCAGCAGAAGGAGAAGAUGAUAGACAUUGAUACCCUCCGUCCCCCUGAACCUGCCCAGCGUAACAAAUCAAGCUGGACCAAUGAUGAACAACUGCUAGCUGUACAAGCCAUUAGGAAGUAUGGCCAGGACUUUGAGGCGGUAGCCGACGUGAUUGGGAACAAGAAUGCUGCACAGUGUCGUGCCUUCAUGGUGACCUUCAGAAGACGGUUUAACCUUGACAAGGUCCUGGAGGAGUAUGACGCAGAGAGGAAAGCUCGAGGAGAUACCACUGAGUCGCCUGUAAGUAGCGCUAUCACUCAGCCAUCAGUCGUUGCCCCCCUGGCUGUACCCGUCAUCUCCAGUGCCCCACCCCCUCUGCAUAGACCCACGGCAGCACCGGCCCCCGUUGUAGCUCAAGCACCCGCGUCACAGAAGCCCCCACCUCUGCAAACACAACCAAGAUUCCUGCACCCUCGAAGUGCCCUCCAGCAGCCUCCACCCCUGAGACCCAGCAUCACAGCAAUCUCCGGCCCCCUUGCCCGCUCCAGACCUCCCAUCAUGGGCCCCCUGUCGGGUCACCCUCCCACCCUGGGAGCUGCUACACAGAGGGAGCCAUCACCACAAUAGAUCUGCCUCAUGCACUAGGACCACACCCCCUUAGGGCUGCAACCGUAAUUUUCUAGAAUUUAGGUGAUAUCCUCCAUUCAUCUACCAUACUAUUUAUUUGCCCCUUCUUUUUGCAAAAAAGGCUGUAGCCUCCCUAUUUGCUGUAUCAUUUGCAUUACAGCCACUUUGCUCCAAUCUCAAUUUAUUUCUUUAUGAUCCAUCACCAGUUGAUGAACUUCAUCUUUAAGAAUGAAGAUUAUUUUUGUAGAGUAGUGUUUUUUUCAAUGCAAAUUGUGCUAUUUUACACUUUGGUACUUUCUGUACUUCAGAGGAAUGAAUCUUCUGUAUUGAAAGAUUACAAGAUGAAAAAGUUUAUGGCUUAAGUUACAAUUUCACCAUUUUGUUCAAUUUUAUUUUCUGUAGACCCCAGCUCAAGUUAUCUCAGGCAUAGUAUUCAGAGUUAAUGCAUUUUGUUUUUCAUGUUAGGUCAUGUAUAUUUUUUUGGAAUGGUCAGUUUUGAACUGGGUGAUUAUCUGAGCUGUUUGUGUAGCUCAAACACACAUUAUCAAAAUUAUGAUGCCCUGUCCGAUUAACUUUGCUCUUUUUCUAAUUCUGUGAUAUAUAUAUAUAUAUAUAUAUGUAUAUUAGGAUCACACUCUUUGUAGUACAUGUUUACACACUAUUCAACCUCUAUAUGGAGAGGAUUUUGUAUUUUCACUUUGAGUUAUACUCAAUUUUGAAUAUUUUCCUUCGAAUUAGUUGAUAGAUAAUGAGGACAAUGUAAUGGAUCAUUUUUGAUUACUUCUACUUGAAUUAAGUGAUUUUGGAAGAGAGAAUGAUUAUAAAUGAUUACUUAUAUAGAGUCACAAGUAUUAGGGUAAAUCUAAGAUUGUAUAUAGUUAUAUUACCUUAAUUUAUCAAAUGCUGAAAUAUAAGUGAAUUAGAGCUGUUGAAACAAGAUGAUGAUUCAGGUUUGAAUCCUUACUGACAAUUUCUUUGAGAACAUAAUGGAACAGCUGCAGAUCAACCGAGUCUAGAAUAGACCCUUUUUUAAACUCAUAUUUGUAGACUUACCACUUUUUUAGAAACUUUUCAUAUGAAUGCCUUUUAUAAUUACACUGGAGGAAACCCUUGUUGAAAAUGUGUUUCAAAAUACAGGUAGUGUGUGCUUGUUUGGAAAGGGGUUUCAUGUAUUAAAAACCAGUUCUUUGUUGGUGCCUAAUUCAUUUGCUGAUUUUGAAAGGAAAUAUUAACUCUGAUUCCCUCAAUAUAAUUACUUUGUGAACAAUCAUUUGAUAUUUUUGUAUGAGAAGAAAUUUGAUUUGAUACAAUAGAUGUAAACAUGUGGACAGAGGAAGUUUAUGGAGAAGAGGGUGAAGUGUAGAUAAGUUGGGAGAAAUUGUUUCUCCAUUAUUGUGUACUAGUCUAUAAAGAUAUGAGUGAUUUUUGUGUUUCUGAUUAUAUUUGUAAAUAUAUAAAUUAUGAGAGUUGUUUGUUACAUACAGCCUUAUGCGUUCUUACCAGGUUAGUUCUGUCAAAAAGACUUCAAUAUUCAGGAUAUAUUUAUGGUUGAGUGGAAGAUGACAGCAAAGGUUGAUUUGCAGACAUAUGUGUACUCCACUUUUAACACAGUUCAAUUUAUGACAAACAAAUCUCAUUUCUAAUUUACAAUAAUAAUAAUACAUAAUAUUUAUUAGGCGCUUAAUACUGGUGUCUCUAAGCGCACCAUAUUCUGACAUAUAAAGUUAUAUAAUUAAGUUAUAUAAUUUAUAUUAUAUAAUUUAAGUUAUAUAAUUUAUAUUAUAUAAUUUAAGUUAUAUAAUUUAUAUUAUAUAACUUAAUUUGGCAACAGUGAAUUCAUCACAUAUAGAUGUCAUUCUUGAUAACAUUGUGGUAAUUGACAAACAGAAGCUACUGAAGAUAUCUAUGAUAAUGGUUCUUUUUGCUAGGAUGGAAUUCUGUAUUUUUUUACAUAAAGAUUGGAGAUUCAGGAGAGGGUAUUUAUUAAGUAGCUUCACUUCGUAGAUAUCAAUCCUUUACAUGUUAAAGCAUGAGUUGGUGCUUUUUUUAAAAUUUCCUUUGUAUUCACUCUACAGGCAUGAAGCAUGCAUACACAUGCUAACACCCACACUUGUCAGUAGAAUUUUUUUAGAAAGCACAAUUUUCAAAAUGUAUAGGUACAGAACUGCUGCAAUGAAUUUCUGCUGCCCGUACUACAUUUUGGGGUAUAAAUCAGUUCUGUUUGCCUGUACAUGAUUUACAAAUGCAUAUGUAGGUUUGAGGCCGAAAUUGUGCAUAUUUACUGUUUUUCAUACUUCUGUACAUGAUGGUAAUUUUCUAGACUCAGUAAAUUUUGCAGCCUUUUCUUACAGAACAAGUUUUUGUAUCAUUGACGAAGAAAUGUUAUUUGAGAUUAGACAAGUACAUAACUAUACCAUGAAAUAGCUGUACUGUAGUAAUUUAUUGACUAGUCAUAGUCUUGAUUUGUAAACAUUACUAUGAAGGCAUUAAGUGUGAGUGGAAACACAUUCCUCUUGCCAGUAUUUUGACAACAUGGAUUUUCUAUGUACAAAUAUCUUUAAAAGCAUGGGGCUGUCUAGGCAGUCCUUUCGAUAUUCACUUUUGAUUUUGUAGAGAGAUGCAUUGAUAUGAAAAUGGUGUAAUCAAAUCAGAUUUCAUUUACAUAUCUGAUGUGAAAGAAUUGAAGUUUCUAUUUGCAAGUCUUUUGUAAUUAUAUAUAUAUUAUUGUUAUUGUAAAA
This is a messenger RNA of Strongylocentrotus purpuratus (purple sea urchin), 4579 nucleotides long. Its product is annotated as REST corepressor 1. Lineage: Eukaryota; Metazoa; Echinodermata; Echinoidea; Camarodonta; Strongylocentrotidae. The record is from RefSeq and is a predicted model, not a curated record. The transcript has 12 exons. Gene Ontology annotation, cellular component: histone deacetylase complex; transcription regulator complex. Bases 180 to 1841 code for a protein of 553 amino acids. Gene Ontology annotation, biological process: negative regulation of DNA-templated transcription; regulation of transcription by RNA polymerase II. Gene Ontology annotation, molecular function: transcription corepressor activity.